AAGAAUUUCUUCAUUUUCUUCCCUUUUUCUUGCUCCCUGUGUAAUUUCCUUGAUCAUCUCUCUCUCCUCAUUUUCUCAGCAUCCACGUUUCUUAGCCGUGAAAGGGUUCGGAUUACAAUAAAGGUUGAAAUUUUUCACAUCGAGAGAGCUGGACAUGAGCGAUUCUAGCGAUUUCACCUUUUGCCAGGUUGGCUUGCAAUCCAAUGAUGAUCAUUUGGAGUCACCUGAAAAAGUUCCCAACAUCAGCAAGAUCAACCUUGAUGAAAGUUCCAAGGAUGGUGUGAAUAAUCAUAUUAACAAUGCAAUCCAAGACAACAAGUCACAUGACAAUGAAACAAAGUGCCCAGAGUUCAGUGCUUCUCCAUGUAACAAUGGUGGUGAGUUGGACUCAUCAACAGCAAAAUUGAUGGAGAAAACUGGACAUGCACAGGAGGGGGUACAGGAAAAGAAACCCACUGUGAAAAAGCCUGCAGCAAGAGCAAAGGUCCCUUUUGAGAAAGGGUAUAGCCAAAUGGACUGGUUAAAACUUACUCGUACUGAUCCUGACCUUGCAGGGCUUAGAGGACGGUCGAAUAGACGGCUCAUUUCCUUGGAUGAAGUUAAACAACAUAAGACAGAAGGUUCUGUGUGGACUGUUUUGAAGGGUCGUGUUUAUAAUAUUUCUCCGUAUAUGAAAUUUCAUCCUGGAGGUGUUGAUAUGCUUAUGAAGGCGGCUGGAAAAGAUUGCACUGCUUUGUUCAACAAAUAUCAUGCGUGGGUGAACGCUGAGUUCCUUCUAGAGAAGUGCCUUGUCGGAAUGUUAGAUGAUACCGUCUGAAGGGCCAUGGAUCAGACUCAGUGAUUCAACUCUAUUCUCAUAUUGAUUCCAUUGUACCAAUUCAUUAGACCUCAACUAUAUAUACGGAGGCGAAUACGCUUAUAAGGUAACUAUGUAUAAGAAAACUAUUUCCUCCUUGGGUUGAUUGAAUUUGUGCUAUUUGAGGAAGAAUUUCUUUAUA
Molecule: messenger RNA, 998 nt
Organism: Asparagus officinalis (garden asparagus)
Lineage: Eukaryota; Viridiplantae; Streptophyta; Magnoliopsida; Asparagales; Asparagaceae
Product: cytochrome b5 domain-containing protein RLF
Exons: 6
Coding region: 155-817 (220 amino acids)
Molecular function (GO): heme binding
Source: RefSeq, a predicted model, not a curated record